Paramecium tetraurelia is the source of this 708-nucleotide messenger RNA. RefSeq lists its product as uncharacterized. The transcript has 2 exons. NCBI's taxonomy places the organism in Eukaryota, Ciliophora, Oligohymenophorea, Peniculida, Parameciidae. The record is from RefSeq and is a predicted model, not a curated record.
AUGGGAUAUGGAUCUAAAUCUUCCUAGCCAUUAUGGUCGGAAUAUGGAUAGUUUCCUACGCCCUACGGCCGGAAUACGAAUACUUUAUCCUUUUAUGAAAUGUUAAAACAGGACUACUCUAAUCUAACAUCAGAUAAUUGUUAUAAAGAUAUUUUAGCUGAAUUUUAACCUUCACUAAUUAUAAAUAAUGUUCUUCCAGAAGAUGGCAUGCGCUCUUAUGUUACAAUUUAAAGAGUUUCUUAAAAUCCCAUUUUAAAAUCUUAAGGAGCUUUAAUCUUCAAAGGAGAAUUCGUUGAUUAUAAAGGAUAUGAUUUACGAUUAUUAUUGUAGAUAUAAAGGUAGUUUAAUUUUAGAGAAUGUACUACAAUAGAAACAAAAUUUAUAAUUAUUUAAAAACCAUUAAAGGAUGCAAUCCAAUAUCAAUUCAAUUUUUAUUAAUUUGUUGUUAAUUGCCGAAAUUCAAGUUAAACAUUUGUCAUUAUCAUACUCUCUUAUUAUGAGUAGAAAAUCAAUUUAUACCACAGCUAAUAACAAAUUUUCUCACAUAGUAAAAUCUUACUUAAAGAGAGUAUUUAUAACUAUCUGCUUUUUCAUUUACAACUCGACUUUAACAAAAUCAAAUUUUAGAAUUAGUGUUUAACUAUUCAUAUUAUAUUUUAGAUUCAAAGUUUAAUGCUUUGUGUAUUGAGAUCAUCAGUUGCAAAAUGA